Drosophila kikkawai is the source of this 1823-nucleotide messenger RNA. The record is from RefSeq and is a predicted model, not a curated record. Lineage: Eukaryota; Metazoa; Arthropoda; Insecta; Diptera; Drosophilidae.
AUGCCGCAAGAGAAACGCCAUCCGGUUGCGGAAAUGCCAUCCAGGCGGCGUCAGCGCGCCCUCGAGACACUGGUCAUCUUCCGGCGUAGUCUCAUCUACCAGACCAAGGAGUUCUUCCAGAACUCAACUCUACACGGUGUUCGGUAUAUUGCCGAAUCGGGUCGACCCAUUGGCGAGAAGUUCAUGUGGUUCUGCUUCACCUCAAUCGGUGCGGUCACCGCUCUGGUCAUCAUUAUGAGUCUUUGGGAGAAGUUCCAGACAAAUCCCACCAUCACUGGCCUGGACACGGACUUUCACAAUCAGAAUGUUGUAUUUCCCACCACCGUCGUCUGUCCGGAGGCGGCCUUUGACCAUGACAGGACCGAGGCAAUUGUAUACAAGACCCUGGCAAACUAUGAUGAAGAGGAGGUGCCGAAGUAUACCUCGUUUCUGGAGGUGCUCACCUCGCUGAGCUUUGAGAGAAUUGGCGAUGCGAAACUUCUGGCCCAGUCGAUACCAAAAACCAAACUGGAGGAGAAUACCCUACGGCAGUGGGCCUUCGAGGCGCACAUUAGCUGCGAAAGCACCUUUGUCUCCUGCAAGUAUCGCGACGAGGAGAUACCCUGCUGUGAGCACUUUGAGCCCAUCUACACGGAGCAUGGCUUUUGUUAUGCCUUCAACAGCCGCUUCAAGUCCACGGCCACCGAAGAUGUUAAAACGGGCGCCCCACAUGACCUCUAUGAGACGGACAAAAAGUGGGCGCUCUUCUUUGUGCCCAAUAGCACUUCUAGGAUUUUCAUAUUCUCAAACGAGGAGUAUUUCGGUUCUGACUUCAAUGCCCAGAUCGAUUGGUCGGAGAGUCAGCUGGUGGAGGUGAGAAUAUCCAAGAAGAAUACCUACACCACAGAUGAUGCCCGCCAGCUAUCGAUUGGUCAGCGGAAAUGCAUAUUCAGCGAUGAGGUCAAGCUCAAUUACUUCCCGGAUGCGUAUACCUUCUCAUCUUGCAUGAAGCAGUGUCGCAUGAACAAGGCCAUUAAGCUUUGCAAGUGCAAUCCGCCGUUUUACAAGCCCAUAGGUAAGGCCAAACAAGGUAUAAAUAAUAAGAUGCACUUGAAUGAUAAUGUUUGCCUGAUUGAUUGUUUUAUUCCCUCAGUCAAUGUACCCAUGUGUAUGUUAAAGGACCUGGAUUGCCUUAAUGAGUUCAAGGCCAACAUCACUAAUAUCAAGGACUGCCUCCAGUGUGAGCUUAGCUGUUCAAAGACCGUAUUUAAUAUUGACAAGCUCAUCAAAAUUGUGGACCGGCCAGAGAGCACAGGUGUGCUGGUGGAGUUCCUUACCUGGCCCAUUAUCCGGUACAAACGUGAGGUUCUCUUUGGCUGGGUGGAUCUGCUGGUGUCUUUUGGCGGAAUUGCCAGUCUUUUUCUUGGAUUCUCUCUACUCUCGGGCGUGGAGAUUAUCUACUAUUUUACACUGCGCGCCUGCUGUAUGGUCUAUAAAAAUCGACAAGAGCUUUACGAGAUCGAGGAGCGGAUUCGUCGGGAGCCACCACCCAGCAUAGACCUCAAGUUGAGUCUGAGAUCACAUUCGAAGCCUCGUUUUGGUGACAAGCCCACAUCGGCGGUGGUGCAGGUGAAGCCAGCCAUUGAGGGCCAGAGUUUGGGAUCCCAGGGUCCUUUGUGGGUGCAUCAAAGGAGAAACGAAAAGGAUUAUAUUAACCAAGCUAAGAAUUAUUAUCGCACGCCCAAAGUUUUGCCCGACCAUGGAUACACCAACAAUAUAAGCAAUCCCUGGACGACCUACGAUCAUUCACAAUAUAUGCCCUGAAGCUAUAAUUAUUAACAUUA